AUGGAGAGCGAAGUGACGCUUCCUUGUAACGUCACCACAAACUAUGAUGACGACAAGCCUGUGCUCAUCAUGUUCUACAGGAACGACUCUGGCACUCCUAUUUACACGGUGGAUCUGCGAGACCGCAAGCGCAGUCAAGCAAAACAUUUACCUCUACUGGCUCAUCGCAACCGAGCAACUUUCGACCUCCACCGCGGUCGCUCCGGUUUGAAAUUCCGCACUGUCUGGAGUACGGAUGAAGGGCUGUACCGCUGCCGGGUGGACUUCAAAGUGUCACCCACGCGCAACUCAUGGAUACACCUCUCCGUAAUUGUGCCGCCUGACAGCGUUCGUAUCGUGGAUGAAACAGACAGCGAGAAGAGCUCAAUGAUUGGUCCUUACGUGCUCGGUCAAACCUUGACGCUCAAGUGCAUCGCUAAAGGAGGUCGGCCACCUCCGAAGCUAACUUGGUGGGGAGGGUCUGAAGAAAUCCGUGGCACGCUAUCCGUAAUUUCCGGGACUCCUCCACCAUCCAGUUCUGGCAACACCUACAACAAUGAUGAGCUGUACCCAGGCCAACGUACUCCUUCUUCGGCAGGAAAAUACAGCGUCAAGACUGACGAGGGUGUUGUGCCAGGUACCACAAAAAUUGUCAAUACGUUGACGAUUCCAUCGCUGCAGAGACAACACCUGCAUCAGAGCUUCGUGUGCAACGCUGCGAACAGUGACCUCGAGAAAGCUGUACCGAUCACUGCGGCAGUUAUUGUUGAUAUGACACUUCCACCGAUGCUAAUCUCCCUGACGGGCAUCAACGGUCCCGUAUCAGCAAACGUGGGCACGAAAGUUACGUGUCGCGUGGUUGGCGCUCGUCCCCAGCCUACCGUGACAUUCUGGCUGGACGGUCGACCAAUAAAACCGAGCAGCGAACGUUCGUCUCACGAUGGCAACGUAACUGAGAGCUCGCUGCUCUUUACGCCAACCGCCGAGGAUCAAGGGAGAUUUUUGUCGUGUCGCGCUGAAACCCCGGGACUUCUGCAAGGAAAACUCGAAGAUGGAGUUAAGCUCGAAGUUCAUUACAUACCAGUGGCUAACAUAUCGCUGGGACCUCGACUAAACCGCCACAACAUCAAGGAAGGCGACGACGUGUACUUUACUUGCUCCAUCCACGCAUCACCCCCGCCCACCACCGUCCACUGGUACCAUGAUGUGAGUGUCCACUGGUACCGUGAUGUGAGUGUCCACUGGUACCGUGAUGUGAGUGUCCACUGGUACCGUGAUGUGAGUGUCUACUGGUACCAUGAUAACAUCCACUUGAGUCCGAACUCGAGCAGCUCUAGCGCAGUGUCGGCCAGCGGCGGAGUGUUGGUGAGCAACGUAAGCCUGCUGGUGCACAGCGUCGGCCGCCGCUCCAUGGGCGAGUACACGUGUCGUGCUACCAACACUGAGGGGACUGGAUCUUCCAGACCUUUCCUUCUCGACGUCAAAUACAGCCCAAUAUGUCGCUCGGCUCAGAAAUGGCAGUACGGCAUCGCUUAUGAAGAACAAGCCAAAAUUCUGUGUCAAGUCGACGCAAAUCCACCGCAAGUGGCUUUCCAGUGGACCUUCAACAACUCUGCUGAAAUUAGGAGACUGGCAGAGUCGAGCAUUGUGAACAACUAUACGGUCAGCGAGUUGUCGUACACUCCACGCAGCGCACUGGAUUAUGGGCUGCUGACAUGUCAAGCCUCCAACGCCGUUGGCCGUCAGCGGGAACCUUGUUUCUACACUAUUUUCCCGGCUGGUCCUCCGGAUCCGCUACAAAACUGUACAGUUAUUAACGAAAGUCUGGACUCAGUGCGCGUACAGUGCGUGCAGGGUUUCAAUGGGGGACUGCCUCAGAGUUUUGUCAUGGAGGUGUACGAGACUCAAGGCAAUAAACUCAGGAGCAACGUGACCAGCAAAAGUCCAUCGUUCGCCGUGAGUCGCCUACAGUCCGGCCUACGUCUCACCAUCAAACUCUACGCAGCCAACAGCAAAGGAAAGUCGCCUGAGCGCGUGCUUAUGGCGCUCACGCUCGGUGACAGCGCUGAGAAACAGACCAGUAUCCUUCAAGCAAGUGAACUGCCCUCCACGAUGGAGUUGUAUCCUUCUCUGCCAGUCAUCCUUGGUGUGAUUGGCGGGAUCGUGAUCGUGUUUGCUGCAUUUGUAGUGGUUCUGCUCGCCAAGAGGCCCGGUAGAAAUAGCAUUAAGAACUCCAUAAACCAAGAAGACUCAAGGCUGCAUAUCCUGAAGAAGGACGACGGCAGCACCAGCGGUCGUCAGGAUGGAGAUGAAAGAGACCCGGAUGUCAUCCCUGAAUCCCGAGGAAGCCGCGUGGACUGCAGCAGUGAUCACAAUCAUCCACUAGUGGCGGAUGUGUCAACUCUUUACGGAGAAAUGAUAACUCAACAAGGUUCAGCAUCUAACGCCAUUCAUUCGACGAAUAACGACAGUGGCUCAUUAAUGCCAGCAACCAACGCCCAUAUACACAACGAUCCCUCGAACAGCAACAGCCACAACCAGCCUCCACAACAGCAGGAGUUGCAACACAUACUUCAACCUAGUCCAGUGCAGCUACCCAACAACGUCACGCCAACAACCGACUUCAACACACACAAAGUCUUCAGCACAACAGGCCGGUAG
This is a messenger RNA of Hyalella azteca, 2640 nucleotides long. RefSeq names its product nephrin-like. NCBI's taxonomy places the organism in Eukaryota, Metazoa, Arthropoda, Malacostraca, Amphipoda, Hyalellidae. The transcript has 15 exons. Bases 1 to 2640 code for a protein of 879 amino acids. Gene Ontology annotation, molecular function: protein binding. The record is from RefSeq and is a predicted model, not a curated record.